CCAGUUUAAACAGUAUCUAGUUAAGGUGCAAGUAAAAAACAGCUAACCGUAUGGACUUGUGUUGUGGUCUUUAAAAAGAACCAAAUACUCUAAUAUAUUACAAGAAAAAAAAACUGGGUUGAGGGACUCGUGGUGUUCUGAGAUACUCAAUCCACUAAACAAACAUCCUAAUAGAAUUUUUUUUUUUUUUUUUGGCAAAAGGGAGAAGGAACAUGCUCACGCUACCUAAAACAAGACAUUUAUAUGCUGGAUGGAAUGAAAAGCUACAACCAAAAACAGAAUUAGAAACUGCUAACAUGCUAUCAGGCAUUCUUGCCGGGAACAUGCACACUAUGAAUUUUACUUCCAAGAAUUUGUUAAGGCUGAGUCUGAAGGCAUCCUGCAAAAUACUGCCAGUAGUUGGAAGAAAUGCCCACUACAGAAGUUGGCCACUUAUGAACUCCUCUUUGCACUUGAAGCGUGGCUGUCGAUUUCUUGGGGCACCUGCUAAUGUAUUGGGCACAAAACGAUUUGUACAGAAGCACUCCAGUGCUCUAGCGCCAAAGAAAAACUCUGAGACCGAGGAGAACAACAGCCAUUUAGACCAAAAGUUUACGCUGUUGUACAGGUUCCCAGCCAUUAAAUUUCUUCGAGUGGUUUCAAGGCUUAAACUGCUUCAGACUGGCAUCACCAUUGUUGUGCUUCCCUCAGUAUAUUACCUUUAUAUUCAGGGUCAGGCCACAUAUACACUCUUUGCCUACAGCACUGGCAUUGCCAUCUUUGCUGCAGUGAUGCUUUACUCCAUGAGCCAUUAUCUACGUCGAGUAAUAGGAAUGAUGUACCUAAAUGAGAGCAAAACGGUUCUAAAAGUUUCUCAUCUUACAUUCUGGGGUAAGAGGCAUGACUUCUAUGUUCCAGUGCAAGAUGUUAUACCACUUGGGGACACUGGCGACUCUCAUAAUGAAGUGCUAUUACAGUUUAAGCGUUACAGCCAGCCAGAAGUGUUGUACUUCACUUGCAGGCUGGGUCAGGUUAUUGAUAGUGAAAGAUUUAUACACGUCUUUGGAAAAUCGUGAUGGAGAGCGUCAGGCAAUCCGUGACUAGCGCCUAUAUGACGCAUGCAGUGACAGCAGCACCAGGCUGUGUGUGUGCACUUCACAGGAAUUGGACGUCUGCUCAGAGAAUAAACUGCUGUACAGGAGCAAACCUCCAAUGACGUGAAGAAGGCCAUACAGGAGUCUGGUCACUUGGGCCGGUUUGCAAACGUAAGUUCUGUUAAUUGAUGUAAAGUACCAAUGGAAAUGUUUUUUCCAUGAUGGCUUAUGGAAUUAAACAGUUCUUGUAU
Messenger RNA from Erpetoichthys calabaricus (reedfish), 1324 nucleotides. It is a transcript of the gene tmem186, whose product is annotated as transmembrane protein 186. The record is from RefSeq and is a predicted model, not a curated record. The transcript has 2 exons. NCBI's taxonomy places the organism in Eukaryota, Metazoa, Chordata, Cladistia, Polypteriformes, Polypteridae. The coding region runs from base 213 to 1055 and encodes 280 amino acids. Gene Ontology annotation, cellular component: mitochondrion.